Molecule: messenger RNA, 1794 nt
Organism: Miscanthus lutarioriparius
Lineage: Eukaryota; Viridiplantae; Streptophyta; Magnoliopsida; Poales; Poaceae
Source: the annotation of a GenBank genome assembly
AUGAGGACGAAGCCAACUAUUCUAGCUCUCAUUCUACUCUCUCUUGUUUGCUCAGGGGCAACCGGAUCACGCCGUCGUGGGUGGCAUUCACCGACGACGAGCGCCUCGUCGGCGAGGCCGCCAAGAACCAGGCGCCGCUCAACCCUGCAGCGCACCAUCUUCGACAUCAAGCGCCUCAUCGGCCGGAGGUUCGACGACGAGGAGGUGCAGCGGGACGUCAAGUACCUCCCCUACAAGGUGGUGAACAAGGGCGGCAAGCAGUACGUGGAGGUGCCGAUGAAGGGCGGUGAGAAGAAGACGUUCAGCCCCGAGGAGAUCAGCGCCAUGAUCCUGUCCAAGAUGUGGGAGACGGCCGAGACCUACCUCGGCCAGCGCGUCACGGACGCCGUCGUCACCGUGCCGGCCUACUUCAACGACGCGCAGCGGCAGGCGACCAAGGACGCCGGCACCAUCGCGGGGCUCAACGUGCCGCGGAUCAUCAACGAGCCCACGGCUGCGGCGAUCGCGUACGGGCUGGACAAGAAGGGCGCGGAGAUGAACGUGCUCGUGUACGACCUCGGCGGCGGCACCUUCGACGUCAGCGUGCUCAGCCUCGACCACGGCGUCUUCGAGGUGCUCGCCAACAGCGGCGACACGCACCUCGGUGGCGAGGACUUCGACCAGCGCGUCAUGGACCACUUCAUCCGCCUCAUCAAGCGGAAGCACGGGAAGGACAUCAGCAAGGACGGCCGCGCGCUGGGCAAGCUGCGGCGCGAGUGCGAGCGUGCCAAGCGCGCGCUCAGCAACCAGCACCAGGUGCGCGUCGAGAUCGAGUCCCUGUUCGACGGCGUCGAAUUAUCGGAGCAGCUGACGAGGGCCAAGUUCGAGGAGCUCAACAUGGACCUGUUCAAGAAGACGCUGGGGCCCGUCAAGAAGGCCAUCGCCGACGCCAAGCUCAAGAAGUCCGACAUCGACGAGAUUGUACUCGUUGGCGGCAGCACCAGGAUCCCCAAGGUGCAGGAGCUCCUUACGGAGAUGUUCGACGGCAAGGAGCCCAACAAGGGGAUCAACCCCGACGAGGCCGUGGCCUAUGGAGCCGCCGUCCAGGGCAUCAUCAUCAGCGGCGAGGGAGGCGCCGAGACCAAAGACAUCUUGCUGCUCGACGUGACGCCGCUGACGCUGGGGAUCGAGACGGCCGGCGGCGUGAUGACGAAGCUGAUCCCGCGGAACACGAGGAUCCCGGUGUUCGAGUACGAGCGGAGCCUGACCAAGGACUGCCGCGAGCUGGGGCGGUUCGACCUGACGGGCAUCCCGCCGGCGCCCCGCGGCGUGCCGCAGAUCGAGGUGACAUUCGAGGUGGACGAGAACAGCAUCCUCCACGUGACCGCGGCGGACAAGGCGGGCGGGCGGUCCAAGUCGAUCACCAUCACCAACGACAAGGGCCGGCUCAGCCAGGAGGAGAUCGACCGGAUAGUGCGCGAGGCCGAGGAGUUCGCGGAGGAGGACCGCCGCGUCCGGGAGCGCGUCGACGCGUGGAACCGUCUGGAGAAUUACGUGUACCGCGUGCGCGCCACGGUGCGGGACGGCAGCGGCAUGGCGGUGAAGAUCGGCGAGGAGGACAUGGAGCGGGUGGAGGCCGCCCUGGCGGAGGCGCUAGAGUGGCUGGAGGAGCAGGACGGCGCCGGGGUCGAACGGCGGAGAAGGAGGACUACGAGGAGAAGCUCAGGGAGGUGGAGGAGGUGUGCGGCCCAAUCAUCAAGCAGGUGUAUGAGAAGUCGGCCGGGUCGGCCGGCGCCGCGGACGAGGAUGACGUGA